Molecule: messenger RNA, 1407 nt
Organism: Argiope bruennichi
Lineage: Eukaryota; Metazoa; Arthropoda; Arachnida; Araneae; Araneidae
Product: zinc finger protein 233-like
Exons: 2
Coding region: 1-1407 (468 amino acids)
Biological process (GO): regulation of transcription by RNA polymerase II
Cellular component (GO): nucleus
Molecular function (GO): RNA polymerase II cis-regulatory region sequence-specific DNA binding; DNA-binding transcription activator activity, RNA polymerase II-specific
Source: RefSeq, a predicted model, not a curated record
AUGGAUCAAUAUCUUUGCAAACGUUGCGGUAAGACAGUGACACACGAUGAGAAUCACCCUUGCUUCCUCCACAAGAAAUUUGACUACAGGCAUUCACAAUCACGGCCAGUAGAAUCGGAAAAACACCAUGAUGAAGUAAAAGACAAAUCUACGCAGAAUACGAAUGACGAUUCCCAGUGUUUAAGGCGAGCUUCAGGGAAAAAAGGAAUGGAAAACCCUGGUAACACCAUUUCAGAGAAUUUCGGUAAUGAACAACUAAGGAAUUCUUGUCACAGUUCAUAUUUUCAUCCCAUUUCAAAUGUUCAGGCGAUUGAAGUCCAAACUAAAGAAAAUGUAUCAUUUACUGCUUCUUCAGAAAAUGUUGAAUCCGGUCACAGAACUGAAAACGACCAACCCGAAACUGAUGAAAAAAUGAUAAUUGCCAUCGGAUCAGGUGGUGUUGACUUACAGAAGCAAAGAGUAUCAGGUUUAUCAGACUUGAUCUAUGCAACAUCCGAUGAAGAAUGUAAAAUGUCACUUGAAAAUAGCAAAUGGCAGACUUUGAAUAAAGACAAAAAGGGUUUUAUGGAUUCUAUAAAAUGUGUUAUCAUAAAUGAUCUUUCAGAUAAUAAUAAUAUUUCUGAAACUGCGAAUUUGUCUGUGAAUCCUAAUCGGUCACUAGGAUGUAAUGAGCCGAAAAAUGGCAAAAGGCAAGUGGCAGAGGAUGUAAAUGAUGAAAAUAUUUCACUACAAAUGUAUUCUCAGGUCCACAAUAAGGACGACGAGAAGGAACAUAUCUCUUCGAAUAAUGAAGACAAUGCCGUGGCUGGACCUUCCGGAUUAUGUCCUCGUAAAAAGAAAUUUCCUAUGACCUUAGGUAGGAAAGAUACAACUAAAACUAAUUAUCGAACGCACACUGGCGAGAAGCCCUUCAUGUGCGAUAUAUGUAAGAAACAAUUCUCUUAUAAAUCACAUCGUGAUCAACAUUACAGAACGCAUACUGGCGAAACACCCUAUGUUUGCGAUGUAUGCGGGAGAAAGUUUUCCCAGAUAGGAAACCUCAAAAGACAUUACAGAUCCCACACAGGCGAAAGACCUUUCGGCUGCGACUUCUGUGAAAAAUCUUUUGCUCAAAAGGGUGAUCUCAAGAUACAUGUUAUGACUCACACCGGUGACAAACCUUUUGUGUGCGACUUCUGUGAAAAAAGUUUUGCUCGUAAGUCUAAGCUCAAGACACAUAUUAUUACUCACACCGGUGACAAACCUUUUGUGUGCGAUUUCUGUAAAAAGAGUUUCCCUCGAAAGGAUAAUCUAAUGAUACAUAUUCGGACCCAUACUGGAGAAAAGCCUUAUAAAUGUCCAAUUUGUGGAAAGGCUUUCAUGACCAGCAGCGGUUGUUGCAGGCAUCAGAGGAGAAGGCAUAAGUGA